AUGUUGUUGUUUUUGUUUCUUUCAGGUCAUAAACAAACAGUUGUUAUAGAUCACAAGCCUCAAACAUUGCUUCUUCUCCAGAACCAGGUGUCACAACUUCGCCAGGAUAAUAAACAAUUACGAGAACGUUUACAUGAAAAGACGGGCAGUAUUUCGUCUCUCGCAUCACUGGAUGAUACUUCGGAAUUAGAUCGCCUGCGUCGCAAACUUGAAGAAAUUGAGACAGAUCGACAGAGAUUACAAAAUCAGAUUCAGGAGAGCAAUGUGUUCCCAGAGGAGCAGAUACAGAACAUUCGUGUGUUAGAGGAAGAAAAUACGCAAUUGCAUAUACAAGUUAAACAAUUAAAGUCUGAAAUAAACAAUAUUAAAUCUAAUCAAGAUGUGCAAAAUACUGUAACUUUGACUACUGGUAAUAAUGUAGAUAAAACUAAAACAGAAUUAGAAUCUGAAAGUGCAAUUACACCUGAGAAAAGUGAAAGUUUGGAACAACUACCUGCAAAUGUUGCAAUGCAAGAAGUUGAUGAUAUUAAAAAAGAAAACACUGCUCUUCAGUCGGAGAACUCUUUGUUGACUGAAGAACUUGAGGCUCUUAGGGACACAUAUAACAAACUUGUUAUUGCAGGUGACAACUUGCAAGAAAUGUAUGAUCAGUUAGUGCUGGAGAAAGAACAAAUGCACGAAGAGAUGGAAAACAUUGUGACAGGGAAACAAGAACUUGCAAAAGAGAAUGAGUAUCUAUUAGCUGAUGGUAAUGCAAUGCAUGAUGAUAUUGAGAGAUUAGUUCACGAGGUGGAAAAGUUACAUGAUCAGAAUCGAAGCACUCUUAAAGAGAAAGAAGAUCUUGAGAGACGCUUUAGUGCACUUAAUCAGAGUAAUAAAGCUAGUGAUUUCACUAGAGUUGUAGAGGAGAGGGAUAAGCUAAGAGUUAAGGUUGACGAAUUGGAAAAAUUCUGUGAAGAACUUAAACAAAAUCAUGACAUUGUCAUAGAAGAAAUACAGAGUGUUCAGACCACUUGCCAGAGAGCUGAGUAUGAAAGGGACCAAUUACAACAAGAAUUUGAUUCAUUACAGGAUGAGUUUGAAAAUGUUCAAGGUUCUCAGGAAGGGUUACAGCAAGAUUAUAACCAGUUAGAACAGGAUUAUUCCGACCUGCUAGCGGAUAAAGAGAAACUAGAACAAGAGUUUCUAGAUGUACAGACUGCCAGUGUUAAUGUAGAGAAUCAUGACCCAGCUGUUGUUCAGGAGAAAGAAAAACUUCAACAGGAAAAUGAAGUACUAAUGAUGGAAAAGGAACAGUUAGAGAUGACAAUGAAUGAGUUAUCCAAGUCAAAUGCUCUAAUACAAGAAGAACUUGCAAGUUUACGUUCAGCAUUAGAAUUAAACGAGAAAAAAGAGGAGAAAGAUUCAAAUAAACAAGAUAGUGGUGUUAAUACAGAAACAAUAACAACAGUAAAUAACAAGGAAGGAAUGGAUAAAGCUACAAUAGAUGUUGUUGUUGAAAAAGAUCGAAGAAUACGUUCGCUUCAGAUACAGAUUUCACGUCUACAGCAACAACUUGCCGAAUCAGAUGGUCACUACCGUGGUGUUAUCAGUACAUAUAGGACUCAUUUACUUAGUGCUGUACAGGGUCACAUGGAUCCAGAUGUGAAACAAGCUUUAUAUAACAUCAUUGAGCUGAGAAGUAUGGAACAGUUUUGUUAGAACUUCUCAAACUACAUCAUACAUUCCAGCACUCCAUUAGCAGACAAAGUGAUCAAAAAAUAAUUCAUUCCAAUCAAAACUGCCAGUUUGAAUUUGACUAAUGUUAACUUAAAAAGAACAGAAAAAAGUGACUUUUUAGGGAGAGAUUAAACUGAACAUGGGUUUACACCUUAUAUGACAGAUUCCUUAUAGAAAUUUUCUUUAGAAUCAUGCAUUUUUCGGAAGAUUUAAACUUGUACUACCUUUUUACUUUACCAAAACUUCCCAGAAUCAAAGGGCUAAAGUUUCUUCCCAAUGAAGGAUUAGAAUCAAAUCAGGUAAAAACUCAGUAUUUUAAAAUGUUGAAUAGCUCCGAGAUGAACAAAUUAGGAAAGAAAAUAGAAAGAGCAUGGAAAAAUUUUAUUAAUCAAUAGCAACUUCUUUUGUCUUAACAUCUUGAAGAUUGUUUAUGUUGUUUCUAUGUUAAAUGUGCCAUUUAUAUUCAGAUAUAUUUUUACAAUUUUUUUGUACAAUUUCAUAUUUUAUUUUUUAUGAUAUAUUGUAUAGACAAAAGCAUUACUGAUACAUGUAUAAUCAUUUUGAU
Messenger RNA from Ruditapes philippinarum (Manila clam), 2284 nucleotides. Its product is annotated as ankycorbin-like. The transcript is spliced from 5 exons. The record is from RefSeq and is a predicted model, not a curated record. Bases 1 to 1701 code for a protein of 566 amino acids. NCBI's taxonomy places the organism in Eukaryota, Metazoa, Mollusca, Bivalvia, Venerida, Veneridae.